Messenger RNA from Tympanuchus pallidicinctus (lesser prairie-chicken), 2433 nucleotides. Its product is annotated as procathepsin L-like. The transcript has 9 exons. Gene Ontology annotation, molecular function: cysteine-type endopeptidase activity. Gene Ontology annotation, biological process: immune response. The record is from RefSeq and is a predicted model, not a curated record. The coding region runs from base 1245 to 2306 and encodes 353 amino acids. Gene Ontology annotation, cellular component: lysosome. Lineage: Eukaryota; Metazoa; Chordata; Aves; Galliformes; Phasianidae.
GCUGAUUGCUGGUGCUGUGUCCUUGCCCUGCUGCAGCAGUGUGGAGCCCUGGGAUGUGAAGAGCUCUACAGAAGCAUGCAACACUAGUCAUUUCUAUUUCUCAGUUUUAUUUCGCAGAGCAGAUGGAGGAAGUGGCUGGGGUUGAUAACGAUGCCCUCUCAUGCCUUUCUCUAAUGGCCGCUCACAACCAGAGUUGUGCCAAAAGGUAGCACAGCAGCUGAAGCAGCUGGCUACAACCAGAGAUCAUCUCUCUGGAGAUAAGUUUUUUUUGUUUGUUUGUUUUUUUGGUUUUUUUUGUUUUUUUUUUUGCAACACAAGAUGGAUAAUAUUUAUGCAAGUCCUUCCUCCCUCCAUUCUUUAUGCUGCCUCCCGAUCCUACCUUCUCCUUCCCUGAAACCUUGAGCUUUCAGAUGUGCACUGAAAUUGGCUGUGCUUCAGUUCUCUGCAGGUCAGUGACUGUUCCCCUUACCCAUCUACUCAGCAUAUGCUUUCUUUUGGUUUUUAUUUUCCUGGUCUACAGGAACUGUAAUUCUGGGGAGGGGGGAUUGAGUAAUUGCACCUCAGGGGAGCGUGUACCCCCCCGCCCCUCAAGCCAAGGGUUCUGCCAGGGAUGAAAAGAGAAGAAAAAAGCAACACCCAAAUGAACCACAUUGACUUGCCCUGGAGUAUUUUAAGUGCGUAUUAUGAAAAGAAAAUAUUUUUAUGGAUUCUUAUUCUUUUAUAAUUAUGAGUGUAAGAUGUAGCAACUCAUUAAAAUAUUGGAAAGAGAUGCACUGGUUGGCAUUUGUAUUUUUUUUGGAGUGUGGGAGAGGGCUUGGGAGGAAGCACCAUCUGGCUUACAAUGGGUAAAGCUGCUUUUAUGGUAAAAGCAAAGUGCUUUGUUUGGUUUCUGUGUCAGACAGCGGACAGAAUGUUAAAGCCUUGAUGUUCCUCAAAGGAAGCACGAUCCAGCAAUUGAAGAUGCUGCAGGGUGGAGAGCUGGGAAUCCUGGACUGUUCUUGGCUCUGCCAUUCAGGCAAUCCUGGACUGUUCUUGGCUCUGCCAUUCAGGCACUGCAUGACCUGGAGGGAGGCUUCCCGUGCUUGCAAGUAGCCUCAGCCGUGGAGAUAGGAACCUCACCCAGCAUCCCAGCUUCCUCUGACUUCUUGGGGUUGCAGCUGCUCUGUGGCACAGGUCUGAGGAGCAGCGGAAGGGGAGGUAAUGGAGGAAGUUGCACAUCUCUGAAGCUUCCUUAAGAGAAGGGUAUGCUUUUCCUCAUAGAGAGAAGAGUCACUCCCUUCACAGCUGGGUGGGUGCCGUUCAGAGCCAUGACUGUGCCCUUGAGGCUGCUGCUGGCCCUGUUGGGCUACAUCACGGCACUGGACCCUGCACUGGAGGAGGCCUGGGAAGGGUGGAAGAGCCUAUAUGCCAAGGAGUACCCUGGGGAGGCUGAGGUCAUCCGCAGGGAGGUCUGGGAGAAGAACCUACGGCGCAUAGAGCAGCACAACUGGGAAGAGUCACAGGGGCAGCAUACGUUCCGCCUGGGCAUGAACCAUUACGGGGACCUGAUGGACGAGGAGUUCAACCAACUCCUGAAUGGCUUCACCCCAGUGCAGCAUGAGGAGCCAGCACUGACUUUCCAGGCAUCGGCAGCUCAGAAGACCCCAGCAGAAGUGGACUGGAGGGUGAGAGGCUACGUGACACCCGUAAAGAACCAGGGGCACUGUGGAUCAUGCUGGGCAUUCAGUGCCACAGGGGCCCUGGAGGGACUUGUCUUUAAUUGGACGGGGAAGCCGGCAGUGCUCAGUGAGCAGAACCUCAUCGACUGCUCCUGGAAGCUGGGCAACAACGGUUGCCAUGGUGGCUACAUGACCCGUGCCUUCCAGUAUGUGCGUGACAAUGGUGGCAUGAACUCCGAACACGUCUACCCCUAUGAGGCCACAGACACCUCUAGCUGCCGAUACAACCCUGGGGACAGGGCGGCCAACUGCUCCACAGUCUGGCUGGUGGCCCAGGGCAGUGAGACAGCGCUGGAGCAGGCAGUGGCAACUGUGGGCCCUGUGUCUGUGGCAGUGGAUGCCAGCAGCUUCUUCUUUCACUUCUACAAAUCAGGCAUCUUCAGCAGUAUGUUUUGCAGCCAGAAGGUGAACCAUGGGAUGUUGGCUGUGGGCUAUGGUACCAGCCAGGAGGGCAAGAAGAAUGUGAGCUACUGGAUCUUAAAGAAUAGCUGGUCAGAGGUGUGGGGUGAGCAGGGCUACAUCCGCCUGCUGAAGGGAGCCAACAACCACUGUGGGGUGGCCAACCAAGCCAGCUUUCCUCUGCCGUGAGAUCCUGGACUGGAAGGAAGAUGGCACUCACUGGGGUUGCUCCCCUGCCUUGCUGUGAGGAUAGGGAUGCUUCCUUCAGGAAGGGGCUUUUGUCUGUGUGAGAAACAAUUAAAAAUGGCAUAGCUAA